AAUUUCCGUUGCAUCAUAGGUUGAAGCAUGCGCCUUGUCAUUUUCAGUCAUUGGUUGAUCAAAGAUUUUUUAAAAUUACAAUAAUCGGAUAAUCGGGCCAUCGCUCAAGAGUUGAACUGUGAUAAGUUUAUUUUAAGGUUGUUGUGAUUUAUCUGAUGUGCAUUUAAGUGAAAUAAAGUGUAUAGUCAAGAUGCUUAUCAAAGAAUACCGUGUUACUCUUCCAUUAACUGUAGAAGAGUACCAAGUUGCGCAGUUAUAUUGUGUAGCAGAAGUCUCCAAAAACGAAACUGGUGGUGGUGAAGGCAUAGAAGUAAUUAAAAAUGAACCUUUCAAAGACUUUCCCUUACUUGGUGGCAAAUACUCAUCGGGCCAAUAUACAUACAAAAUCUACCACUUGGCGUCGAAGGUGCCAGCAUUUAUCAGACUCUUGGCACCAAAAGGCUCCUUAGAAGUUCACGAAGAGGCAUGGAACGCUUACCCUUACUGCCGGACUGUAUUAACGAAUCCCGGUUAUAUGAAAGAGAACUUCAUAAUUUGCAUAGAAUCCUUACAUGUACCAGACAUCGGAGACCAGCAAAAUGUACACGAGCUCUCGCCCGAGAAGUUGAAGAUGCGCGAGGUGGUGCACAUCGACAUCGCCAACGACCCGAUGUCGGCCGCCGACUACAAGCCGGAGACUGACCCCACCAAAUUCAAGUCCGUCAAGACUGGCCGCGGCCCGCUCGUGGGGCCCAACUGGAAAGCCGAGCAGAACCCCAUCAUGACGUGCUACAAACUUGUCACCGCCGAGUUCAAGUGGUUUGGUCUACAGAGCAAAGUGGAAAAUGUGAUCCAAAAGUCAGAACGACGGUUAUUCACCAUCUUUCAUAGACAAGUAUUCUGCUCCAUGGAUGAUUGGUUCGGCAUGACAAUGGCGGACAUCCGCGCGAUCGAAGAGAAGACCAAGGAAGAAUUGGAGAAGCUUCGUCGCGAGGGUGAAGUGCGCGGCAUGCGCGCUGACAACGAGUAGAUGCGCCGUGCGUGCGUGUGGAGUUGCAUGCGUGCGUGCAGACGUGCAUACGUGUGUGCGUGUGGACAUGCAUACGUGCAUGUGGACGUACAUGCGUGCGAGUGUCGGAGCGUCGGGCGCGGGAACAUGUAACAUGUAAGCUGGCUAAAUUGUAGUAAACGAAUGUAUUAAAUUAAUAUUAGAGUUUUAUGAGGCACUAGUUUUUGAAUUCGCCCAAAAUAACGUUAUUUAGUCGUUAUUUACCUACGUGUAUUUAUAAUUAUAAUAUCGUCGCUUUUAUGGCAAAACAUUCGACAUGAAAAAGGCAAUUCCAGAAACCCAAUCUAAAGGGAACUAUGUAUUUAAUAGACAACUUUUAUUUGAAUUUUAUUUUAAUGCUAAUUUAAAAAGCGUUUUGCCACAGAAGUGACGAUAUCGUUUCGAGGUGCCAGAACCAUGUCUUCUCUAAUAAAUAAAGUUGUUCCUGCGUUUCACGUUUCAAUUUACUCUCGCACAAUGCCCGAGCCUCAAAUUCGGAGAUUGCGUUUUAAGAUGACUGCUGGCAGUCGUGAGCUCAUUAUUUAUAUUGACAUAUUAAUAUAUUUUAAUAUGUAAGGCCGUUUCAGAAUAAAUGCAAUAUUACAACUCUUA
This is a messenger RNA of Maniola jurtina (meadow brown), 1639 nucleotides long. RefSeq names its product phosphatidylinositol transfer protein alpha isoform (gene vib). Lineage: Eukaryota; Metazoa; Arthropoda; Insecta; Lepidoptera; Nymphalidae. Gene Ontology annotation, biological process: phospholipid transport. Bases 191 to 1009 code for a protein of 272 amino acids. Gene Ontology annotation, cellular component: cytoplasm. The record is from RefSeq and is a predicted model, not a curated record. Gene Ontology annotation, molecular function: phosphatidylinositol binding; phosphatidylcholine intramembrane carrier activity; phosphatidylcholine binding. The transcript has 9 exons.